AUGCCAGAAUUAGUCAAAAAUAAUUGCAAACUCUUUGCUGAUGAUAGCCAGUUGGUUGUUAAAAUAAAAACAGUUACGGACUUGGCUUUAGUUCAAAAUGAUAAUGAUAUGAUAUGUAAUUGGUCAAGACUUUGGUGCAUGGAACUUAGCAUAAAUAAAUGCAAGGUUCUUAAGUUCCGCGGUGGUUCCACAGGCAUCAAUAUCUCCUUGACAAUGUUAGAUAAAAAUGGCAGUCAAAUUCCUAUUGAAGAUGUAUCCGUUGAAAGAACAUUGGGUGUUCUGAUGCAAAAUAAACUGAAAUGGUCAGAUCAGAUUAGUGAUGCCACUCUCAAACCUAAUUCUAUACUUGGGGUACUCAAAAGAACUUUUAAAAAAUGGAACUAUGUUCGUGAAGCUCUAUGCAGCAUAUGUAAGACCGAUAUUGUAGUACUGUGCACCAAUUUGGUGCCCUUUUCUUCUAAAGGACAUUAA
Hydra vulgaris (swiftwater hydra) is the source of this 471-nucleotide messenger RNA. RefSeq lists its product as uncharacterized. NCBI's taxonomy places the organism in Eukaryota, Metazoa, Cnidaria, Hydrozoa, Anthoathecata, Hydridae. The record is from RefSeq and is a predicted model, not a curated record.